UUCGUUUGACUGAAGGGCCGCCCGCACGCAUCAAGCAGCCAUGAGACUCGUUCGUUUGUGCCUUCUUCUAGCGCUGCUCUUCCACGCGGCGUCUUCGUGGUGGAUUUUUUCUUCUCGUUCCUCAUCAUCGUCGCCGGGACCCCCUAGUGCGGAAACAACGUCAGCGAUAGCCAGUAAAACGCCAUUUGAAAUCCGAGCUGCUGAAGACAAGUUUCUAGCACAAGCACAAUCCUAUUUGGAGUUACCACCACUUGAUGGGUGUUUGCACAAGGUGGUUGCACGACUGAGGAAAGCGUGUGCUGAAAUAGGAGAGGAGGAUUUAGCGAAGUUUAGCGUUCAGCUGUUGAACUGUCAGUCUGAAGCGGAGGGUAGACAACAGUAUACGUGCACUGACCAGAUGACGGUUGCAGAAUGCACCAAAGAGAUGGAUUCCAAUACCUGGAACGCGUAUCACAUUGUCAGCAACAGAGCGAGAUCUGUUUGCUACGCCACAAGACAAAAGCAGUUUCAGAUGAGGACUGAAUUGACGGUCAAUCAUCUUGCCAACUCUGCAGCUGAACAGAUCGGAACAAUGGAGACUAUUAAGGAAGGACAAAAAAUAAUAGAAAAGACGGCGUCAGAUACUCUUGAAGUGAUGACAGAAGGACAGCGCCAACUCAUUGACCAACAGACUACACUCAAACAAAAGCAAACCGAAAUCACCAAAGCUGUAUCCAUGAACCUCCAGCGUCUCAAUCACGAAAAAAGCGUCAUAGCAUCAGGACAGCAACAGCUCGCCUCAAUGACUGAAGACAUCAGAGCGAGACUGGAGAACACAAGCAAACAACUAGAAAGCCAAAACGAAGACAGACGCCUCAACCACGUUGAACUACUCCAAGACAUCACCAGAAUCCAAGACAAAGCCAAGGACGUGUGGGAAAAAAUUGAUCAUAGUACAAAUGAAAUACUUCGAAGGCAUAGCGACACUCUCGUGCAGUAUCACGAUAUGGUCGGUAGCCUACAACGAAUGAACGAGACCAUCAACUACCUGCUUCGUUUAGUCUCCGAGCUUCAGCUGACGGUCGACAAUCAGAUCGGCUGGUUGGCGGAUCAAAUCGGCGGAACCGGAGAUCAGAUUGGCGUCAUUCUGUCGUGCAUACAGCAUGCAGGCUACCUGUUUGUCGCCAUGAUAUGUCUUUUGUUUAUUCACGCUCCCGUCGCCACUCGUCUCGUUCUUCUCGCGUCGGUGUCACUGAAUACGGUCGCCGAAAUCAAGUCGUUUCCUUACAGAAUGGAUUUGAGACAAUUGACCGCGUUUCUGGCUGUUGUGCUGAUACUGAAUUGGACUCUCGAUUUGCUCAACAAACGGCAACGGUUCCGACUCUUCGGCGGAGUCGCUCUUCAGUCUCGUUCCAUCGACUGCGAUGUGAGCAACUCGUCGAGCGUUGAGAGCAAAGUCAAGCAACGCCUUUCGGACGUUACUUCUACGUUUGUCGUCUCUCGACCUGUUCGUGACGACAACGGCGGUCGAAAGUUUUCAGACACCAGUCAGUCAUCGCCCGACAACUCGAUCACGUGUCAGGACUGUUCCGACGAGACGAGUGAAGCCGUUCUGCCCGCGUCGAAUGUGAGGAGUUGCACGGCACCCGGUACGUCGCCGUUUCUUGCGUCGAACUAUCCGUCUGUGGCCGUCGUAACGCCCUUAAGAAAGAGAGUCAAACCGUCGACUCCUCUGUCGAGCACACCCGACACGCCGAGUCGCUGCCGCGGUAUCACAAAGUCUGGUUUGCGAUGUCGUGUGGCCAAAGUCGCUGGCAGCGAAUUCUGCAAACGGCACAAGUCUACUGUUUUAUAGAGACGGGACAAAGGCUAGUAACUUGUUUGUAGACACUAUUUCAGGAAGGUUUGCAAUAGACAUAGAUGCGUGUAGUUGAGUGAGUAGGUAACACGUAUCGAUACGGUUUAGUAGGACCAAUGCAUGAUUUCAAGCUACUUAUCGCUCUUGUCACUGCAUUUGUUACGUCGAGUAGCUUUCUAACAUGCUACGGUUGCAUAGAAAUGUAUCGGUAUGCAUG
Molecule: messenger RNA, 2054 nt
Organism: Corticium candelabrum
Lineage: Eukaryota; Metazoa; Porifera; Homoscleromorpha; Homosclerophorida; Plakinidae
Product: protein brambleberry-like
Exons: 6
Coding region: 41-1834 (597 amino acids)
Source: RefSeq, a predicted model, not a curated record